GGAUCCCCAGCGCUAAUCCUCUUCCGGCAAUCCCCCCACUACUCCACUAUUGUGUGCGAUAGAGAAUUCAGCAUAUGAUUGUCGAUCGCAGAUGAAGAAUCCUGGUUCGAAUGACAAUUCUGCACCACCUGAUCCUCCGUGAAUAGGGGGCGCGACGACGACUCAAAUGGCGGACGCAGAUGACUUCGAAACGGGGGACCUAUUCAAGGACCCCGAGGGCUUCUACGAGCCUGAGAAGGAGCCCACCUUCGCCGAGCACCACAUGCUCUCCGGCCAAACGGUGCGCGUGCGCUUAGUUGGAGACCAUCCUCUAUAUGGUAACCUCCUCUGGAACGCCGGCCGAACAAGCUCCCACUACAUCGAAGAACGUGCACACGAGCUCAUCGCCGGCAAAGAUGUGCUCGAGAUCGGCGCCGCCGCCGGCGUCCCCAGCAUCAUCGCCGCGGUUAUGGGCGCCCGCACGUCCGUGAUGACCGACUACCCGGAUCCCGAUCUCGUCGGCAAUAUGCGCUACAAUGCGGAGAUCUCCGCGCCGUUGAUCCCCAAGAACUCGUCCCUCCACGUUGACGGAUACAAGUGGGGGAACCCAGUGGAACCUUUGCUGACGUACCUGCCGGCUGGGUCGACGGGUUUCGAUGUCCUGAUCAUGGCGGAUGUGGUUUACAGUUGGCGGGAGCACGGCAAUUUGAUCAAGACGAUGCAGAUGGCGCUGAAGAAGUCGCCCGAUUCUGUCGCCUUGGUGAUCUUCACCCCGUAUGAGCCGUGGUUUCUGCCCAGGACGGAGACGUUCUUCCCGUUGGCGGAGCAGAAUGGGUUCCGUGUGACGAAGAUCUUUGAGAAGCUUAUGGAUGCGGUCCUGUUUGAGAAUGAUCCUGGUGAUGAGAAGCUUAGGAGGACUGUUUUUGGAUACGAGAUUAGAUGGGCCGACGAUCAGCUCAAAUAGACGAUGCAUAGACUAGAUACCAUGGCGUUGGUUGGUGAAAAAAGCAUUGGAAGGUUUCACAAUGCAUGAAGUGACGAAUCACGAAAAUGGUGCAGAUGACCGACUUAUUUGGAAUAUAAUAAGUCGUUGAUGUGCAAGAAUAAAAGUCUUGAUUAUCUUAUACUCUAUAAAUACUCAUAGCUUCUACAAGCCGAGCCGCUAUUAUUUAUAAGUGCUAGAGGGACCAUGUCUUUGAUACUGAAUGUAGACGCUCGAGAAAGACUUUAAUAAGCAGGACGAGGCUUGGCAAUGAUAUAUACUUAUUUUAUGCAGAGGUAAAGACGCACAUUGGCUGCGGAGCGGUCUAUGUUCAAUUUGGAUUUGGAUAUCAGAUAUAUCCAUAUGAUUGCCCUCCGCUCCACACAGAACAAGAAAGAGACCAAGAAAGAACGAAAAGGA
Messenger RNA from Aspergillus pseudonomiae, 1381 nucleotides. RefSeq names its product putative nicotinamide N-methyltransferase Nnt1 (gene efm7). The transcript has 3 exons. Bases 167 to 943 code for a protein of 258 amino acids. Gene Ontology annotation, biological process: peptidyl-lysine dimethylation. Gene Ontology annotation, molecular function: protein-lysine N-methyltransferase activity. The record is from RefSeq and is a predicted model, not a curated record. Lineage: Eukaryota; Fungi; Ascomycota; Eurotiomycetes; Eurotiales; Aspergillaceae.